AGCUCUUUUUAAGGUCAAAGGUAACGUAGAUCAGAACGUGAGUACUUGGUAAGGUCGACUUGUGUUUUACUCCAAAUGAUGACAUUGAAGUACUGAACGAGCACCAUGUUCCAUCGCCUGGCCUCGGUGCUGAGUGUAAGAGCUGCAGAAGCUGACAGCCCCCCAGCUGCAGAUGAAGGUACCAGAGACCCUCCCGAGGCCCCCCCUCAGCCGUACAGGAGAGUCCCCCGGGACCCCGCCAUGCUGAGUCAGUACCCGCCCACCAGGAUCCCCUGGCUGGUCGACUCACAGGAAGACAUCGGGCUGGGGAAACGGGGCAGGCUGCAGACGUAUCUCGGGGAGUGUCAAUCUUGCAGGUGGGUCUCAGGCCUGUCGUUUAUUGGUGCAGGGGUUUAUGUCUACAUGAGCAGCAGAGCCCGUAUACGCUACACUCGCAAAACCGGACCUCUCAUCAAGAUCUUCUUUGCUUUGUGUCUGGGUGUUGCUGGUAUCACCAUCAUUGUGGACCCACAGAAGCAGAUCCAGGAUGACUGGUUGAGGAGGUAUGAGGAACGGCAGCGCAGACUCAGACUGAGAGAGGAACACGCCAUGGCCAAGUUGGAGAAGGAGGAGGCAGUAAUUACUGAUGAGAGCUGGCAGAAAAAAAGUGUUCUCUGAGACUGUUCAAGUGCAAAACAUUUCAACAGCUGUGCCUAAAAGUAGUCACCCCAGCAACUGGAAAUAAUAUUGGAAACGGUCAGACGUUUCAAACAACAUUCAUUGUUUUUUGUCAGUGACUCCAUAUCCAAUUGCUUGAGUAACUGAUUUUUGCUGUAUCUUAUUACCUGGAUGUCUAAUCUUCAUUGACGUAUUUCAACAGAUGCUACAUCACAGGGCAGCUUAUUUUAUUUCAUCCGACUACAGAAGUCUUCCAUAAUAGAGGUCCUUUCAGCCAAUAAGUAAAAACAUAUUAAUUCUUCCUUCUCGUGAUUAAAUUGUAUGUGCAAAAUUGUACUAUUGGUAGAAGUUAACAACGUUUUGUAAAUGGGCUGCUUUGCCAUCAUGUCGCUUGGCUUACCUGUAAGGUAUACUGCUGAUGAGCAUGUGUAGCAAAUGAGAUUUUACUAAUAAAGUCUUCAAGGAAGGCUUUCCUGGCUUUACACUGCUUCACUUUGACUUAAACCUUUAUUGACAAUGAGACAAGACUGUUGUAUCUUGAAAUAUGUUUUUUGAUUUGAAAGUAAAAUAUAACUGUCUCUAAUUGCUACUUGUGGAAUGUAUGUACAGAUACCUGUAGUUAAUUGUUACUUUGUGAAAUCAAAGAGGUUAAAGAGACAUUGAUGAUAUACAUGUAUGUCAAAUUACAGAUAAGUUCCUUUGAACAGGCAAGCUGUAGCAUUAAAGUCAAGAAUACAAAACAAUUUGUACAGGAUUUAGAAAGUGAUGAUGAUUCAUAAAGUAUGAUGUCAUGCAUUGCUGGUAUGCAGGAUGACCGUGUCAUUUGUUUUGCUGCUGACAUGAUAUCAAGGCUUGAUAUUGUUCAGUUUAUUGUAUUUUAUGUCAUAUACUUGGGCCGCGAUAACGUAAAAAGCUGUAUCACACAUGCUUUGAAGUUUUAUCACACAGGCUUCCAUCAAACACUUUGAACGUACUCUGCCCAUGCCGUGUGCGGCGCAGUCGAAAAUUUGAAUGCUUGUUUCGGACGUUGGAACAUUGCUGUUGUAACAAUUUGUUUGAGGACACCAAAUUUUUGCAACUUCUGUCACAUUUCGCAUGAAAACAUGUGUUUUAACAAGUGGGUAUGACAUAAAUAAAAUGCAAUACAGUGUAUUCCACAUCCCCCUCGGCCCAGCCCUCCCGUGGGUCGGGUCGCCCUCCAGCAGUCGGGUGAUCCGAUCCGCAGUCGGGCUGGAACCUCGGGUGAUGAGGAAUACACCGUGUUGUAUUCUACAUGUACAUGUUGUGAACUAGCGUUACAUGAUGAACAUUAAGAGGUCUGUUGGAAUAGCCUGUAUUUCUGCAUUUGAUUUCAUGUUAGACUUUGUUGCUUGGAUAUCUUGGAGAAAUGUGUAAGAGGUGAAUACUGAACAAAUGCCAUAGCCAAAGCUCCAUCUAUAAACGUUUAACGUUAAUGUUAUAUGUUUACAAUUGGUAACGUUAACACUGAGUGAGCUGAUAGUUCGGUUAACAAAACUUUAUCAUACGGGUUUAAUUGAACCUCUUUGGUUUAACCAUAAUGAUAAGUGUGGUCUUUUCUGUCCUAUUGCUAGUGUGAUCUAGAAUCAUUAUGGCAUGUGGGCAAUGUCUGUGGGAGCUCGACGGGUUGAGUGAUAGUGUAAGGGCGACCCCUUGGGAUUAUUGUUAGUACUGCAAAUCCGGAGCGUACAACCCUGACCCCUGACCUUGGAAGUUUUUAUUCAGUCAGCUGGGUGACAGAUGCAGUGUCCUGUGUCUACAGCCAUCGCAUAGCUUCGCGCACGAGGAGAGUAUGAAAGGCAUUCGUGCUGGCUUAGAUACCGGUCCGGUCCGGUGCCGUCUCAGACUGAUAAGCAGUAUUCUUCUUGUCCGGACCCGUUUGAAGUAACCCGCUCGUACAGAUGGACACAGAGUUUGUGCUGUUGCAUGAUCGCCGGGAUUUGACCCAGUCCUGUGUUGAACUGCUCAACAGUGAGUGGCCCAGGAGCCAGGCACUCAGGGAGCGGAAUCUGGAAAAGUCCAGUAAUGACCUGCCAUGUAGUAUUGUCAUGUUGGAGAGAACCAGAUCAGGCAAGGAGAAAGUUGUGGGCUACUGUAAGAUCAGCAGGGUGCUGGGCAUGGCAGACAGUGUGGUGGUAGAGUCAGUUGUGGUGUCUAUAGAGAACAGAGGGCGUGGUCUGGGGAGGAGACUGAUGGAGAACAUGGAGGAGAUAGCUCACAGAUUUGGGUUCAAGAGGGUGUACCUGUCCACCCAUGACAAACAGGGCUUUUAUGAGCAUUUAGGAUACAACUACAGCAAGUCUGUGUCAGCUGUCAAACCCUGCUCGGUCAAGAUCAAUGAACGUCUGCUGAAGAAGCUUGAUGCCAGUGUUCUACCCAACUUCAACAGGACUACCAUGGACUUGCAGCUAAACGGUCCAGCUGUGAACAGUUCUGGAGCAAAGAACGAUGAUGUAUUUUUUGAGGACUCUGUCAAUGGACAAAUCAGGAACAAUUUGACUCAUCCUCUUAGCAAUUGUAUGAAGGACAUGUCUCUAUCUGCUGCUCAAACAUCCCCUUCCUCUGAAAUCAUACCCCCUCCUCCGCCACCCCCUGGACACAUACCCCCUCCUCCACCACCCCCUGGACACAUACCCCCUCCUCCACCACCCCCUGGAAAUAUACCCCCUCCUCCACCACCCCCUGGACACAUACCCCCUCCUCCACCACCCCCUGGACACAUACCUCCUCCACCUCCACCGCCUGGAUACAUUCCGCCACCGCCCCCAUCAAACAUACCCCCUCCACCUUCACAAUAUAUCCCUCCCUUAGAAAGCAUACCACGGCCAGCCCCUCCAAGUGCCCCUGGCUACUUGUCCAGUACUCGCCAGUCUAGGCCCCCAGCCCCAUCUGGCAUCUUCCCCAAGUACAGAAGGUUUCCCAGCGUGGAACAGAAAACAGACUGGAUGAUGAAGGUCCUACCAGACACCAGCUGACACAAAACUACACACUGCAGAACUUCUGACUGACUAGGAUUUUUAAGGAGAUUCUGAAGACAGAUGAGACAGUGGUGUUAGAAGUUUUGUUUUAUUCAUGAUAUCUAUGGCAGUCAUGACAAUAUGGCAAGAGAAUGUAGUCCCAUUCAAAAAGACAGCUAGAUACAGGGAUGGUACUGUAGGCCUCGUAGAUCAUGUACAUGUAGCAGUAGUUCCUUUCAUUCCAAAUCUGAUGUUUACAGCUACUAAUUAGAUAACAUAUUUAUGAUCAUGCAUUGUUAUGAUACUGUUCCUUUUUUUAUAUAUCUUAAUAACGGUUACAUGUAUAGUUCUUAAUACAGUCAUAGCCUACACUUGAAUGAUCAUGUGUGAAAUUUAUAUUGUUAAAUUGGCUCUACUAACAGUCCAAAUAUCUUGACCUGCUGUAUGACAGGAAUACAUAAACGUCUUUUUUAACCUCCUUAAUAAAAGGCAGCCAAUUAUUUUUC
Molecule: messenger RNA, 4138 nt
Organism: Branchiostoma floridae (Florida lancelet)
Lineage: Eukaryota; Metazoa; Chordata; Leptocardii; Amphioxiformes; Branchiostomatidae
Product: protein diaphanous homolog 1-like
Exons: 10
Coding region: 2577-3650 (357 amino acids)
Biological process (GO): protein acetylation
Cellular component (GO): cytoplasm
Molecular function (GO): acetyl-CoA binding; N-acetyltransferase activity
Source: RefSeq, a predicted model, not a curated record